GAAGGCUUCCAAAGGUCCUCAAAUGAUAGGGAAAGAGAGUCCAUAAAAUCUCUCCCACCUCUCUCUCUCUCCCCCUUCAAUUUCCACAUUCCAAAUCUCUCUCCCUUUCUCUCUUCAUAAAAGAAAAGAAAAAAGAAACUAGAGCACUGUCAACCAUGUCCUCCUCUUUCUCAGCUCCCUUUCUCUCUCCUCCGGUAGCUUCCGGACGCCGUGCGUGGCGGAGGGUGGCGGUGGCGCCGGUAACAACAGCUCCGGCUGAGGUGGCGGUGGAGGAGUCAAGGCUAGAGGCUAGGGUGGAGGAGAGAGAAGGGUAUUGGGUGGUGAAGGAGAAGUUUAGAGAAGGGAUAAAUCCACAAGAGAAAGUGAAGAUAGAGAAAGAGCCAAUGAAGCUUUUCAUGGAGAAUGGUAUUGAAGAGCUUUCUAAGUUGUCAAUGGAGGAAAUUGAUGCUUCUAAGCUUACUAAAGAUGAUGUUGAUGUUAGACUCAAAUGGCUUGGCCUUUUCCAUAGAAGAAAACAUCAAUAUGGGAGAUUUAUGAUGAGAUUAAAGCUGCCAAAUGGGGUGACAACAAGCGAACAAACGAGAUAUUUAGCCAGUGUAAUUCGGAAGUACGGCAAAGACGGCUGCGCCGACGUGACGACGCGGCAGAAUUGGCAGAUACGCGGCGUGGUUCUGGCGGACGUGCCGGAAAUUCUGAAGGGACUGGCCGGAGUUGGGCUGACGAGUCUACAGAGUGGAAUGGACAACGUAAGAAAUCCGGUUGGAAAUCCCCUCGCCGGCAUAGAUCCCGAGGAGAUCAUUGACACAAGACCUUACAACAAUUUGCUCUCGCAAUUCAUCACUGGAAAUUCCCUUGGAAAUCCUGCGUUCACCAAUUUGCCAAGAAAGUGGAAUGUGUGCGUGAUAGGAUCACACGAUCUAUACGAACACCCUCACAUAAACGACCUUGCAUACAUGCCCGCCACAAAGAACGGGCGAAUGGGGUUCAAUGUGCUGGUGGGUGGGUUCUUCAGCGCCAAGAGGUGCGCUGAGGCGGUGCCACUCGACGCCUGGGUGCCCGAAGAGGACGUCGCCCCUCUCUGCGGUGCCGUCUUGGAGGCCUACAGGGACCUCGGCACCAGAGGCAACCGCCAGAAAUGUAGAAUGAUGUGGCUCAUCGAUGAACUCGGCAUAGAAGGAUUUAGAGCUGAAGUAGUAAAGAGAAUGCCAAGACAAGAGUUGGAGAGAGCCUCAUCAGAGGAUUUGGUAAAGAAGCAAUGGGAAAGAAGGGAUUAUUUUGGAGUCCAUCCACAAAAACAAGAAGGUUUAAGCUUUGUAGGACUUCACAUUCCUGUUGGUCGAGUUCAAGCUGAUGAAAUGGACGAGUUGGCUCGACUAGCCGAUGAAUAUGGGACAGGGGAGCUAAGAUUGACGGUAGAACAAAACAUAAUUAUUCCCAACAUUCAAAACGCAAAGGUAGAAGCCUUACUCAAAGAGCCUCUAUUAGACAAAUUUUCACCAGAACCACCAAUUCUCAUGAAAGGAUUGGUAGCUUGCACUGGCAAUCAAUUCUGUGGACAAGCCAUUAUAGAGACCAAAGCUAGGGCCUUGAAGGUGACUGAGGAGGUGCAACGGCGAGUCACGGUGACCCGACCAGUGAGAAUGCAUUGGACUGGUUGCCCAAAUACCUGUGGCCAGGUUCAGGUUGCUGAUAUUGGGUUCAUGGGGUGCAUGGCAAGGGAUGAGAAUAAGAAGCCUGUUGAAGGGGUUGAUGUUUUCUUGGGUGGGAGAAUUGGGAGUGACUCACAUUUGGGAGAUGUGUACAAAAAGGCUGUCCCUUGUAAGGACUUGGUGCCCUUGGUUGUGGACAUUCUUGUACAACAUUUUGGGGCUGUCCCAAGGGAAAGAGAGGAAGAAGAAGAGGACUAAGUUGUAGGACCAAGUUUGGAGUCUUUGAACAUAUUGGAAGAUAUUUUACAAAGCAAUUUGUCAAAUGGGUCAAUACAACUUUGGUACAUUCAAAUAGACAGCCAUUUUGAUGUAACUAAUCUUGUAAGAUUUGUAUUUCAAGGUUUGUAAUCAUACCACCCAUAUGUUCAUUAACUGAUUAAUGAAGAAAAGGGCAAUAAGAUUUGCAUUGUGCAUUCAAUUA
Molecule: messenger RNA, 2130 nt
Organism: Benincasa hispida (wax gourd)
Lineage: Eukaryota; Viridiplantae; Streptophyta; Magnoliopsida; Cucurbitales; Cucurbitaceae
Gene: NIR1
Product: nitrite reductase 1
Molecular function (GO): iron-sulfur cluster binding; heme binding; oxidoreductase activity
Source: RefSeq, a predicted model, not a curated record